Molecule: messenger RNA, 826 nt
Organism: Macrobrachium nipponense
Lineage: Eukaryota; Metazoa; Arthropoda; Malacostraca; Decapoda; Palaemonidae
Exons: 6
Coding region: 152-691 (179 amino acids)
Source: RefSeq, a predicted model, not a curated record
UUACAGUAACUACAGUGUUGACUGGAGAUCAAGUCGCCGACCACUUUUUAAACGAUUCCUGAUUCGUGACUCCAUAGAUCCGUGCGAAACUGCGAACAGUCAUUAACGUUGCAGUAUCUUACCCUAAAAAAGAGUUGGAAUAUAUAAUGCCAUGAUACUGCAGUUGGUGAUGACAAUGAUGAAAAUGAUAGCAAUUUCAUCAUUUAUGGAGCUUCCAGUUGGAAUAUCAGCAGCUCAAAUUUUACAAGCAAAUUUGGCAAGUCCCAGAUUAACCGACAGGCGAACUAAGAAGCUUAAAUAUGAGGAGUAUGACAAAAAAAUUAAAAUUGAUGAUAGUCCAAGCUCAUUUUCCGAGCAACGAAAAUUAAUCAGUAUUCCUCUCUUUGAAACUGCAGAAGAAUUCAACAUAACUGGAGCAGCAGGUGGAGGAGGUUCCCCAUUACUGGUUGCAAACCCAUCAGAUAGUUCCAGCAAAGCUAAUCCUCUUCAUUCGCUGACACUUGUGGUGACGCUGGCGGUGCCCAUUUUCGCUUGGUUCUUGAUUGUCCCGCUCGCCAUUGGAUACCGGUAUCUCUUCGAGUACAUUCUCGGUGAUGCCGUGAGAGUUUCUUGCUAUAUUCGGUGGACCAGAAGGUGCAGGUCCCAUGUAUCUGGUUGUGGACAAUUUUCUCAACGUAUUCUAUUAAUGUAGUUCAUUCAUUUUUAAGUAUAUGUCUUCGCCUCUAUCCAUUGUGGAAAUGUUCAUCAAGUGUAGCUUCACGGCAUUUGAACAUAAGAUUGGAAAAAGCAUUAGAGAUUUGUGAAAGGAUAAAGAAUUAAUACUGAA